AACUUCUCCGCACUCAAUGUUCACAAGUAGUUUGCUUUAAAAAUAGAACCCGCAGCUACCGUCCGAACAGAACGACCGGGAGCGCAAGUUCAACAAUGAACCCUCAAGGUGGUAAAGCUUUCGGAAUUCUCAAAGCACAACAGGAUGACCGUCUGGAAUCAAUCAAUAAGGAGUUCCUGAAUAACCCAAAGUACAACACUGAUAAAAACCUGGAUGAGAAGCUCACAGCUUUCAAACAGAAAUACAUGGAGUUUGACCUCAAUGACCAGGGAGACAUUGACAUCAUGGGACUGAAGCGAAUGUUGGAGAAACUUGGCGCAGCCAAGACCCACCUGGAGCUCAAGAAAAUGAUCAAGGAGGUGGUGGGAGACAUGAGCGAGACUAUUUCAUACUCAGCCUUCGUGAAGAUGAUGCUAGGAAAGCGGUCGGCCAUCGCGAAAAUAAUCUUGUUGUAUGAAGAGAAAGCAAAAGAACCUGAGAAACCCACAGGACACCCAACAAAGAAAACCUUCAGUGACCUCCCAUAAUCCUUUUCUUUGCCAAUGUUAAUGCGAGAUGAUCACCUGACCCUCUGCACAUGCCCUCUAUCGUCCACCUUGCACCACCAUUGCCCACCUCCAUUCAUCUGCUGCUGAAGUCCUCAUUCAUGCUUUCUGUAUCUACAGGACUGACUACUCCAUGGCCGACCUCCCAUAGUCUGUAACCUCUGUAAGCUCAAACCCAUCUAAAAUUCUGCUGUGCUAUUCCUAGCUUGUACCACGUCAUGUUCACCCAUCACCAUGCUGUGUUCGCUGAGCCACACAAGCUUUCGGCACGCCAAUGACUGGAUUCGUGAGCUUCUCAUUCUUGUUUUAAAUCCAUCUGGGGUUUUGUUUCUCCCUAUAUCUCCAUCAUGUACUCCAGCCUUGCACCGAUCUUUGCACCUGGCUGAUUCUGGCCUCUUGUACAUUACCAAUUUUCUGUGCUAAAUGUUGGCGGCUAUGUCUUUAGCUGCCCAGGUCUUACACUGUAGAUUUAUGACUGUCCAACAAGAAGCAGUGUACCACAGAACCUCAAUCUAAUCAGAGUGCAAUUAGCCAUUGCGAUGACUGUGAAGCGAAGGUUUUCACAAUACAUUUCCUGAUAAUUAGCAAUGGAGUUGGAACUGGGGUAAGGAAAAUGUUUUCACACCACAGUGUUCAGAUCUGGGACACACACUCCCAGGAAGUGGAGUGGAAACAGAAUCAAUAGUAACUCUCAAAAGGAAAUUGGAUAAAGAGCUUGACAAGGUAAACAUUGGCAGCACUAUGAGUGAAUUAUCGUGUGAGUUUUAAAAGGGUCUUUCGAUAAUUCAGGUCAAUUCAAUUCGGUUUAGCUCACUUAAUUUAAAAAUUUUGAAUUAACCUUUUCAAACUGCAAAGCUCAAGUUCAACAGAGGUAUAACACCAGUAAAGGCUAGGAUAUUGAGUUAAUGCAUAAUAUCAAAUUUUAUUCAGUAGAAUCGAGUAAAACAUUGUGCCCAUCUAACAACUGACGACAUUUAGGUAACCAAUAUAGAAUCCUUAUGCUGUAAAAGCAGGCCAUUUGGCUCAUUGAGUCCACAUUGGCCCUCUGAAUAUCAUCCCUCUCAGAACCACCCAUGCCCUCCCCCUCCAUUACCUGUAACCUUGCAUUUCCCAUGGCUAAUCUGCCCAACCUGCACAUAAUGGGCAAUUUAGCACAGGCAAUCCACCUAAAUUUGCACAUCUUUGGAGUGUGGGAGGAAACCCACACAGACACGCAGAGAAUGUGCAAAUUCUACACAGACCGUCACCCGGAGGGUAGAAUCGAACCUGGGUCCCUGGUGCUGUGAGGCAGUAGCAUUGACCACUGAGCCACGAUGCCUUCCUAUUAAUUGGUGCAAAGUUAUAUCCAACAGAAAUACAAGACAGAGAGCAAUACUAGACCCAAUAGCAAUUCACAGACAGGAAACCUGUUCCGCGCUUGAGGUAAAAUGUCACCAAGUUGACAGAAAAUUCCUGAUUAACUGGGCCCAAAAACUGUCCUCAUUUAGAUUGAUCUAAAUCACUGCCUGAGCCAGGAUCACUUUAACUGUCCACAGGAUAUAUGGAGAACUCAGAAGCAAGGUGCUCGGAACCUUCCUCUUAUCCUUGCUUAGGGAUUAACCUCAUUAAUGAAAGGAAUUGAGUUUGCGAAUACAUGGUGAAAGUCCACUUGAUUGGAUCUGUCCAUGUGUGAACAUAUCCCCUUACUCUAAGAGAAUGGAGUGUCCUAGAGUGUUUAUUUUAUCUUAAGCAAGAGCAAACCUUGAUUCAUAAGUGACCAGACCUCUCAUCCCAAGGAAUCAAAAUGUAUAAGUAUGAAAUGACAUGUUGAUAGAAGCAUCUAAAAUGGCCAAACAAAGCCAACAAAAUCUUAAAGCUAAAAUUCUAAACACCGGUCUGCUUACAACAGGGUACAGAGGUAACUGGACAUGGCUCAUUCAACAAGCUGGCAUGGACAAUAUGGACCAAUUGAUUUCCUUCUGUGCCCUACAAUCUAUCCCUGACUUCCUUGUCAUUUAUCCCUCCAUCAACAGCAGAAGCAGAUGAUCUGGUCAUUAACUCAGUGAUGCUUGUGAGAGCUUGCUGUGCAUACAUUGACUGCCACAUUUCCUGCAUUACAACCGUGACUGCACUUGCAAGCUGUGAAGCUCUUAAGGACACCCUGAGAUUGUGACAGGCGCCGGAGAAAUGCACCUUCUUCCUUUUCGAUGCAGGAGCAGAGUUUAUACUUAUAUGAGAGAGAUUUCCGAAUAGCAGAUUAUCACUGGAAGCUUGGCGAAUUCUACAUUCCAGUGAUUUUCUAUCUAUGAAUGCCAAUUGUUGGAAAAUGAACAUUUCCACAAUAAAAGACUGUUGAAAACCUUGCAUUUUA
Rhincodon typus (whale shark) is the source of this 2895-nucleotide messenger RNA. RefSeq names its product allograft inflammatory factor 1-like (gene aif1l). Gene Ontology annotation, biological process: ruffle assembly; actin filament bundle assembly. Gene Ontology annotation, cellular component: ruffle membrane; actin filament. The coding region runs from base 96 to 527 and encodes 143 amino acids. The transcript has 6 exons. The record is from RefSeq and is a predicted model, not a curated record. Lineage: Eukaryota; Metazoa; Chordata; Chondrichthyes; Orectolobiformes; Rhincodontidae. Gene Ontology annotation, molecular function: actin filament binding; calcium ion binding.